AUGGAAUAUUAUUGCACUAUAAGAAAUGACAAACAGGAUGAUCUCAGAAAAUCCUGGAAAGACUUACAUGAUGUACUUUACUGAUGUAAUGUGAAGCAAACAGAACCAAGAGAAUGUUACCCACAAUAAUAGCAACAUAUUGUUCGAUGAAAGAAUUGGGAACAAUUUAGCCAAUCUCAGCAAUACAUGAUCCAAAACAAUGCCAAAGGACUAAUGAUGAAGCAUCGUAUUCACUUCCAGAAUUGCCUCAAUAUUGAUGGAAUAUAAAUGGAAGAAUGCUAUUUUUAUUUUCUUUUUUUCUUUUUUUUAUAUUUUAUUUGAGCCUUUUUGUACAAAAUGACUAAUAUGGAAUUAAUUUUGCAUAGCUGAAAAAAAAAUAAAGUCCUCUUUUAAUUCCAAAUCUAGUUUUGAUGGGAGAUUUUUAGGCAUUGCUGGUAGAACUAUUUGGGGGUAAGAGGCUUGGUAGAGAUGGAAGGAAAGAGAGGAAAUCUUCCCUUCCUCCUCUCUGAUCUCUUGAUCAGCCAGGACAUGGAUGGCUUUAGUCUUUUAAGCAGAGUAGGAUUCCUGUGGUGAUGGUCUCUGGAAAUUGUGAUGUCGUGGAAAUCUCCUCCCUUUGGUCAGUUGAUUCCCCGAAUCCCAAAUUCAGGAACUCAAAAUAUGGGUUAAAAGUGAAAGCUAGAGGCAAUGAUUUCUCAGGAUUACUAAUUACUGAUCUGUGCCCGGAAAAGAAAAGAAAAAAUCAGAAAGAGUCCACAAAUUGAGAUCUCUAGAAAACACUAGCCCCAGAUUAUGAAUUAACACAUGUCUCCCAUGACCAUUUGCUUCUGCUAUUGGCUAACAGCAUCUGUUGGUCUUCCUCACCUUGUUUUCCUCUGUCAGGAACUACAAGGAAGAGGAAGUACUGGGAAGUGUCCAGAAGAGAUUAAAGGAACUGUUUCUCCUCAGAACUAUUAGAGGCUAAGAGGGGAAGGUGCUUCCAAUAAUCCUGGCUUAUUGACCCAGUCAACCAAUCAAUAUAAGAUUGGUUAUAUUUGAUUAUGUAAAAUUAAAAUAUUUUUGAACAAGCAAAACCAAUGCAACCAAAAUUAUAAAGCAAGCGGAAAACUGGGGGAAACUUUUUUGCAACAAAUAUCUGUGAUAAAGGCCUCCAGGCCUUUAUCCACCACCAGAGACUCAUCAAGGGAGCCCAUGGUGUCCUCUCGACUGGGUGCACGGGCCUUGCCAAGGUGACAAGUGAGCCCAUACAGUUCCAUAGAAGAUGUUCUGAGCUAACAAAACUCACACUAUUUUCUCAAAUGCACUGAAGGAUGUACACAGUCUAUGUAAAUCUUCUUCCCACACAGAGAAAAGUGCAACAAAGCAGCAUGAUAUAGUAGUCUUGGAUUCAGAGGGAUCUGAGUUCAAAUCUUUCCACUUCCAGAGCUAUGAUCCUAUAAAAUUUUGACAGACUGUUUCUAGCAUCAAUGAUAGAGGGACCAUGAAGGGAAGGUUCUUGGAGAAAUAUAAGUCUUCCCUCCUUCCUCUCCCACUGUGGAAUAUUUUGGAUAAUCUGCCCGUUGUGGAAGAACCAAUUUUUUUGCCCUGUCACCAGAGCACUGAUCCUGUGAGGUCACAGGGGAGCCGAGUCUGAAUCUUGGCUCUGCUGAUCUUGCCUGGGUAACCCUGGACAGGUCCGCUCCCCUCUCCGAGUGUCCCUCCUUUCAUCCGUACGAUGGAGCAGGGCUACAUGAUGUCCGAAGUCCCUUCCACUUCUAUCUCUUAAUCAGGAAUCAAUAAGCAUUGAUUAAGCAUUUGCUGUGUACCAGACCCAGGGAUUCAAGGACAAAAAUGACACAUCUCACAUUGAGAAACUAAUCUUCUGUUAAGGGAGGGGAGCCGCCCAUUUAUGAUCACAUACAGAAUAAAGGCAAAUGAUGGAUUUCUUUUAUAACAAGUGAUCAUUGAUGGAUUUGGGCUGGACCUGGCUGGAUUCCUGCCUCUGAUCACUAGGCUGUGUGCUCCUCUGGCCACAGUCAGCAGAGGGCGCCUGCUCUGUCGGGAGGGCCGGCCCAAGCUGGGAAGACCACAGACAAAAUGAAGUCAUGGCAGCUUCUCCUCUGCGGGCUCUCCUCCCUGCCUCUGACAGGCUGCCAAGCCAGGAGGCUUUAGCUCUCAGCGGGGGCCCUUCUGCCUUCCCUGGCACCAGGGGCAAGGACCUGAUCCUUGGGGGAAGCAGGAGCGGGAAAAGCCUCUCUGAGCGUUUCUGUCUCCCCCCCCCCACCAGAUUUGCAGCCACCAAAGAUCUCACAGGUGAUAGAGAGGAAACCACCCCCAUCAGCCCCUGGAGGUGCGAGAGCUCAGGCUUUGCUGAGUAGCUGUUGGCCCAGUUUCUUCGGGCUCCGGUCACCCUUGGGUGUUAUCUGAGUUAUUUGAGUGAGAACAGCUGCCCCAUCCUCGGAGGAGCUCCUCCUGCCGCCGGCCCCUCUCUCAGGAUUCCCAUAGUCAAACCCCAGAUUUCUGCAUGAAUGAACGUAUCCCAAACCUGCAACUCGGCACUCAGCUCCCCGGCAGAGGCCUACAUCUACAUGACUUUCUAUGGCCUCCUCUUCCUCUCCGGGCUCACCCUCAACAUCCUGGCCCUCUGGGUCUUCUGCUGCCGGAUGAAGAAGUGGACAGAGAUGCGGGUGUACAUGGUCAACCUGGCCUUGGUGGACAGCGGCCUGGUCCUACUCUUCCCCGUGGUCAUCUACUUCGCACGGGUCAGCUGCCUCGAGGCCCUCUCCUGCCAGGUGCCCCAAGGCAUCUACCUGGUCAAUUCGUACAUGAGCAUCAGCAUCCCCACGGCCAUCGGUGUGGACCGUUACUUGGCCAUCAGGCACCCGCUUAAGGCCAAGGCGCUCCGAACCCCGGGCCGGGCAGCCAUCGUCUGCGCCUUCCUCUGGCUCGUGGUCACCGGCCUGUUGAGUUUCCGGGUCGUGUGGCAGCUCCAUGACGGCACCUUCUGCUUUUGGAAGAUGUCGAAGAUCCAUGUGUCCAUGGUGGUCCUCUCCCUGCUGGGAUUUUUUAUCCCCCUGGGGAUCCUGGUCUUCUGUACGUUCCAGAUCGUGGGCAGCCUCUGGAGGGUGCAGAGAAGAGAGCUGUCCAGGGUCAGACAGAUCCGCAAGAGCAUGUACAUGGUGCUGGCCAGCCUGCUGGUGUUUGUUGUCUGCUUCCUGCCCCUGCACGUGACGAUCCUGCUGAACUUCUUCCUGGGGCCCAUCGACAAGUUCCGAAAGGUUUUCGUGAUUGUCAGUUUUCUUGCCAACACCAACUGCUGCCUGGACGCCGUCUGCUACUACUUUGUGGCCGAGGAGUUCCAGGAAAUGACUCCUUUCUUCUGCCUCCGGUGGAAAUGCCGCAGAGCUGAGGCCCACCAGGACCUGACGACGUGCACGACCCUGAUGUAGGCCGGGUCUGCCGCCCCCCAGCUUGGCAAUGUCGGAGGCUGGAUUUCUCUCCCGUUGCUCCCUGGGCCGCUUCAGCUCCCUUAGAGAAACCUGGUAAUGAGCCCAAGAAUCACAGUCCCCCCCCCUCUCCAGGUGGAAACCCUGACUCCUGGCUGGCCAGGAAAUCCCUUCUGCGAAGGGGACCCUAAGGCAGAAGCUGCCACAAAUCUGUCUAGAAGAAUGGACUCUAGAGCCUGGGAACCUGGGACUCUUUUCCUAAGCUGAAUGGGGGAAGUGUGCUAUGGAGCAGCCAUCAGGGGCUGCGGGGCCAGGUAACGGGUGACAGGCUGGACUAGCAUGUGCACGGAGAGUCUGCCCUUAGCUUUGCUUUUAUCCAAUUGGUCUGCAGGAAAGAGCACAGGGGACUCCAGAAGGGGGUGGCUCCACCUACAGCAGUCUGGAGCUGACCACCCCAUGUCCACGUAUCUUCUUCCUAUCCUACCCUCUGGCCACUGCUCCCGUCUCUCCCAUGGCUCUGGAGCUGGGUUGAUCAGCCAGCGCUCACCAUGACACAAUGUCAGCCACUUCCCUGCCAUCUUCCUGGUAUACCUGGCCCUGCCCCCUCUCGACUUUGCUGCGGGACCAGUAAGUAAAUCAACACUACCGUUCCUUCCAGGAAGAGUUUGUCAGCUGCCCAUCCCAUAUCAUCUUCCAUGUUUUUGCUUUUAAAUAAUUAUUUCCUCAGUGAUGGAACACAGUGGUUAGCUCAUAGUAAAUACUUAAUGAACGCUUUUAGUUCAUUCAUUCAUUCACUCAUUUAUUCAC
This is a messenger RNA of Sarcophilus harrisii (Tasmanian devil), 4229 nucleotides long. RefSeq names its product G-protein coupled receptor 35. The record is from RefSeq and is a predicted model, not a curated record. Gene Ontology annotation, biological process: positive regulation of Rho protein signal transduction; phospholipase C-activating G protein-coupled receptor signaling pathway. Gene Ontology annotation, cellular component: membrane. NCBI's taxonomy places the organism in Eukaryota, Metazoa, Chordata, Mammalia, Dasyuromorphia, Dasyuridae. Gene Ontology annotation, molecular function: G protein-coupled receptor activity. Bases 2505 to 3425 code for a protein of 306 amino acids. The transcript is spliced from 2 exons.